This is a messenger RNA of Guyanagaster necrorhizus, 1084 nucleotides long. RefSeq lists its product as uncharacterized. The transcript has a single exon. The record is from RefSeq and is a predicted model, not a curated record. The coding region runs from base 133 to 1080 and encodes 315 amino acids. NCBI's taxonomy places the organism in Eukaryota, Fungi, Basidiomycota, Agaricomycetes, Agaricales, Physalacriaceae.
UUCACCAAUCUUUGAAUCUUUCUCUCCCUAGUAUCGCUAGCAUCGCAAAGUUGCUGCACUCCCAUAAUCAUUGUUCUUCAUAUAGUCAUUUCCAAGCUGAAUACUCAAAGGCGAACUGGACGUCGGAGACACAUGGAGUCUAUCCCGACACAACUCACCGAAAGCCAACCCCUUGGUGACGCGCCAGAGUUCCUUCCUGUUCAUGAUAUCGACGGCAUGGAGCCUUAUGCCACUUUCUCCCAGAGAAUACCCCGGGCCAUUUUCCUGGAACGCGAGGACGAUGACCCUGUCCGUAUAAUCCGGGACCACCGUGACGCGCCUUUUAUAGCCUGGAAAAUGGCACAAAUUGUCGUCUCUGUCCUACAGGAUCUCCCGACCACUCUUGAGUCCAAGACAGCACGCGACUGGAUCAUCAAUCAUUUCUAUCUUCGCGAAGAGUCUACCCAGGAUCCCGAUCAUAUCGUUUUACCCACCAACGGGUCCGUGCUCUGCUACCGCCACGAACCCGUCGCAGAAUUCGCGCCCGUCACGCGUCUUGACGCGAUUGGGAAAGCAAACUACGUUGCUCACAAUGAUGCCGGUCACGACUAUGCGAAAAAAGAGGCUGGAUUCGUCAUAGUGGGCUCAAUCAUUCACAACCCGCAAACAUAUUCCAUCCUGGACUUUUCUAGGCACUGCCCGACAUGCAUCAAGAAUGCAAAUGAGAACUAUCAUCCUUCGAUCCGAAAGUCGACAGUUACGGUCCCGGCCAGGACCAGCCGACUAACACAACAACUGCGGAUGUUGGCGGUGGGGAGAGAUGCAUACGAGAACGACGACGCAGAUCACUACAAAGGGAAGGCCGCCUAUCAGGAACUCUCCUUUAUUCCACUCUCCGUCCAGUCUUCGCUCGCGUUUAUCGCUUCUGACGUGGCUUCAGAAACCGCGAUAUCGGAUACUGGGAAUGAUAGCAACUAUUUUGACAUGGCGCCACCACAAAUUCUGGAUGAGGACGACGAUGUGUCAGCCAGUCAGACCAUGUUGGAAAUCGAGAACAGCGUGUAUGAGAGGAGGGACGACGACCCGCCAAGUGACGAGUAGUGCC